This is a messenger RNA of Linum trigynum, 2687 nucleotides long. Lineage: Eukaryota; Viridiplantae; Streptophyta; Magnoliopsida; Malpighiales; Linaceae. The record is from the annotation of a GenBank genome assembly.
UGUAUGGGUUAAUGAAUUGUUGUGUUUGUGUAAAUUGACUUAGUCUCUUAGCAAUUAUCAUAGGCUGGAAAUGACCUUCCUUUCAAGUUUUCAUUCGUCAUAAUGUAUGAAAUUUAUCUAAAUUAGGCCUCCAUAUGUUGUGGUCUAGACUUUACAAUACAAAUAUACACUAUAUGAGCAAUAUUGAGCUUUAUAUUUUAUGAGUCUAAAAGGGAUGAACGUGAACUCUUGAGUGGUUAUGCAAAGUAUUAAGUAUGUGUAUAUAAUAUAUGUUAGAUAUAUGACUAAUUACUUAACUGAUUAAUUUGGUUUGACUGGUUAGGAGUGUCUGAAACCAAACCAAACCACCUAAACCAAACAAGCUAAAAACUUUAACCAAACCAAUUAUCCAAAUUAACCAAAUAGUACCGGUUAAAACGGUUACCCCAACUGCCAAAGUAAUGAACUUGUCUUCUUGAGAUGAUUGUGGUGGGCUUUGAUGGUAAUAAUUGCAAAUUACCAUUUGACAUCUUUUUCUUAGGGGUGUUAAAACGGUUUGGUUACCAUCCCCAAGUUCAUUACUUUGGCAGUUGGAACUAGUUUUCAAAACAACUAUCACUUAUCUACAAUAAAUAUGUGAAGACAAAAUAAUAAUGCAUAAACUAAAUGAUGUUUAUGAAUUAUGAUAGAUUAAUGCAUAAACUAUCAUGGAGGGAUCCGCUUACAACUGCUAGUGGCUAGUGAAAGUCUUCUAUUUGAAUUAUAUAUAUAUAUAUAUAUGUAUUGGACGUAUGGAAUGGGAGUGGUGUGUCAGAGAGUUUGUAAACAAAACAAAAAAGAAAGAAGCAAAGCUUUUGCGUGUGAGUGUAUGUAAAACAAUAGCCAAAAGUAUAAGGCAUUGUUUGGUUGUGUGUUUUUCUAAAUUGAGUGAUUAAACACCAAAUGUUUCCUUUCUAUUGAUCCUAAAUUACCACUACUUCCGCUAAUACCCAACAAAAAGUAGAGCUCCAAGUUUACAGAGAAAAAAACCAGAGAUGAAGGUGGAACAAGUGCUUCAUAUGAACUCCGGGAUGGAAGAAGAGACUAGCUAUGCUCACAACUCCUUGCUUCAGCGGAAGGUCUUGUCAAGGACUCAACCCAUAACAGAGGAAGCCAUUACAGGACUGAUUAGAAGCUGGAGCUUACCCAUAAGAAGCUUGGCCAUUGCCGAUCUAGGCUGCGCUUCAGGACCCAAUUCACUUCUACCCGUUUCAGGAAUAAUCAAGGCCGCGAACAGGGUCAGCAGAGAGCUCGGCAGGAAAUCCCCUGAGUUUCAGGUUUUCCUGAACGACCUCCCUGGCAACGAUUUCAACCAGGUUUUCAAGUCACUGCACAAUUCUUCUAAUUCCGAAUCAGUGGUGUUCUUCAACGGAGUGCCAGGGUCUUUCUACGGCAGGCUUUUCGCGGCGGAAAGCCUGCACUUCGUCCACUCCUCCUACAGCCUGCACUGGCUGUCUCAGGUUCCUGAAGGAUUGAACGAGAACAGGGGAAACAUUUUCAUGGCGAGCAGCAGCCCGCCGAGCGUCCUGAAGGCGUACACCGCGCAGUUUCGGAGCGACUUCUCGACAUUCCUGAGGUGCAGGGGACAGGAACUGGUGCAAGGCGGGCGUAUGGUUCUGACAUUGCUCGGGAGGCGAAGCGAGGACCCUUCGAGCAGAGAGUGCUGCUACUUUUGGGAGCUCAUCUCCAUUGUCCUCAAUCAAAUGGCAUCCGAGGGAAGGAUCGAUCAGGAGAAAUGGGAUUCCUUCAACAUUCCGUUUUACAUGCCGUCCCCCAUGGAAGUGAAGGAUCAAGCCCGUAAGAACGGCUGCUUCGUGAUUGAUCGGUUGAAGGUUUGGGAGUCGAGCUGGAAUGCUUACGACGGGGAACCAAACUUGCCGGAGGCCCUACAGGAUCGUGGCUGCAAUGUGGCGAAAGGGAUGAGAGCCGUGCUGGAGCCGUUGUUCGUCCGUCAAUUGGGUCCGCCGCCUGGAGUCGUCGACGAGAUUUUCAGGAGGUUUGGUGUUGUUCUCUCUGAUCGGAUGGCCAGAGAAAAAACGAACUACAUCAAUCUGACCGUCUCCUUGACCAAGCUCUGAUAAUUAGAAACUAAGCUCGUGCACAGCCGCUGCUAGUCGGCGAGAUCCCUGCCGGUUAUUUUAGGAAACGCUAGCGGUAAAACUCACUAUAACAGCCUAAUAGGUAUACAAAUGUUAAGGUUGAAGAUGUUACUUGUUAGGUGUGUAAGGUCAGUGUUGUGGUGUUACUUAGUGCCUAGGUUGUUUAGGAUCUUGGCACAAGAACUAGAAAUGGCAGUUUGUAAUACAUGAUGAAUGUAAUAACGAUUUAAGACAUUUUUCCAUUUUAGAGCAAAUGGAAAACACGAAAAAUAACUUACAAGUUCAUAGUUCUCAAAGUUCCCAAACUAUUGAAAAUUUUGAGAGAAGAUUGAGCUUGUACAUUAUGUUAGUUUCUCAUUUCAUAUCGGCUUCCUAAUUCCACCUAAUUACAUCCCGUCGACACCUAGCUUCGCUUAUGUGUCGUGUUCUCGAUACCUUACUCCCCUCGAAAUCUCUAGACGAGACAUUUUGAUUUUGCCUAACGUCUAGGCACAUCUAAACAUAAGAUGAAAAACACCCUUUUAAACUAUCUUACAAUGACCUGAACUUGAUUAAAUUGAGAAAAACGCA